Messenger RNA from Paramecium pentaurelia, 3181 nucleotides. NCBI's taxonomy places the organism in Eukaryota, Ciliophora, Oligohymenophorea, Peniculida, Parameciidae. The record is from the annotation of a GenBank genome assembly.
AAUGAGAAUAUAUGCCCUGUUUGUGCUGUUGAUGUAUGCAACAGCAUUGAAUUUCGAGGCAUCUCUGAUGUCCCAUACAUUAGCAGAAGUAGAUGCUUUGGACACUUCGCAAUUGAAUUGCCAAACUCCUCGAUCACAUUUUGAUGAGUUGGAGUAAACCUUGACUCAAUGGUAGAAUGUUUUGGAAAAUAAAGAACGUAUCCCUUCACAUAUUGAAACAUUAACUGAAAUGAAACACCUAAUUAAACACAAGAAGUAUUAGUAGCUGGUUGAUAAGAUCAAAGAUUUGGAUCUCAUAUCUCCUCCAGUGCUUUCUGAAUUAUAAAACAAAUUAUAAGGAUUGCAAUCUCAUGGUAACAAGUUUUAUUUUAUUUUUAAGAUAAACAUGAAAGAGAAGAAUGUACAGAAACAUUAACUAAAUUGUGUGCUUAUCUUAUUAAAUAAAUGAAUAAUGUUCACUAAUAAUGCUAAUAAUCACCAGUUACUGUCAUCAAAGUCAAAGGUAAGAUAGAUGAUAUCAAAAUUAUUCAAUCUGGAUGCUAAUAAGCAUGUCAACCUACAUGUCCAGAUGAACCUGUACCAGAAGUUCCUUCAGAAGUUGCAAGUGAAGAAUUUACAGAAGAGCCAGUUGAAGAAGGUGUUCCUCCAACAACUCCAGAUGAUGAACCAACCCCAGAUGAACCUACUCCAGAUGAUGAACCCGCUCCAGAAGACAAGCCAACACCAGAUGCCCCAGAGGUACCUUAAGAAGAAGAGGGCCCAACUGAUGAGCCACCAGUUAAUCCAAGUUCUGAAGAAUCACCUGAAGAGCCAACAGUGCCAGAAGAUGGAACAGAAGAGUGGACUAUUCCAGGAGAAGAGCCAGAAGAACCAAAAUCAGUACCAACUACACCUGAUUCACCAGAGGAAGAUCAAGAAGAAACACCUAUUCCACCAGUCUCUCCUGAUCCUUAAGAAUUCCCAGAAGAAGCUGAAGAAUAAUUUAUUUUUGAAGAAACUCCACUCCCACCUGUCUCUCCUGAUCCAUUUGUAUUCCCAGAAGAAGAAGAAGAAUAAUUCAUUUUUGAAGAAACACUUCCACCAGUUUCUCCUGAUCCUUUAGUAUUCCCAGAAGAGGAUGAAGAAUAAUUUAUUUAUGAAGAAACACUUCCACCUGUUUCUCCUGAUCCAUAAGUAUUCUCAGAAGAAGAUGAAGAAGAAUUCAUUUUUGAAGAAACUCCACUCCCACCAGUUUCUCCUGAUCCUUUAGUAUUCCCAGAAGAAGCUGAAGAAUAAUUUAUUUUUGAAGAAACACCUGUUGAUGUAGAAUCUCCAAUAGUUUGCCAUUCAUCUGAAUCUACAGAGAAGAUAGAAUUAACAGCCACUUAAGUUGAACCUGGAUUUACAAGCACACUUACAAUAACAAAUGAAUAUGGAUUUGGAUUAUACUUCUAAAAAUUAUAAAAAUAUCCAGCCUUCGCUGAUGGUGAAGAAUUCCAUUUAGCCAGUUUAUAAGAUAAUGGAAAUACAGUUUUGGGAGUAUUUGUAACUAAGACUGGUGUUAAAUGUGUUACAGCUGAUGGAUCAACUUAAUAAUCUACAUCUGUAUAAAAUGAUGACUUUGAAGGUGAUUGGAGCUUUGUAUUUAUCAGUCAUGGUAAAGGAGUCACUGGAUGUGGAGUUAAAUUCUUUGAAGAAUAACCAGCUUUGAGAUAAACUCCUGCAUCUCAUCCAAAUUUCAGUACUUUAGAAUUCAUUAUUGGUGGUGAAUAAGAUUCUCAUCCAUCAUUCUAAGGUUAAGUAUAUGGACAUUUUGCAGUCUCAGCACCAAAUCUACAUUUCCAAGAUGAAAAAACAUACAAAUAAAUAGUUGAUUCAUGCAAUAUUCCUCCUGAAGAAGUUUGUGAAUUGGAUACACAUGAAUUAGGAGAUUUUGAAUUUUCUGGAUUUGAUGAUAACUCUGAAGAAAGAUAUGACUUUUCUACUUGGGAUUCUGGUUAUUCAGUUUCUGGUUGGUUCAAAUGGGAAUCUUUAUAAGAUUAAGAUGUUUGGCACACUGUCUUUAGAUUGUCUGAAAAUACAAAUGCUGAUUUGGAUGAUAUUUAAUUAGGAGAUAGAGACUUGGCUCUUUAUCUUGGUAAUGAAUUGGUUGGCAAUCGAUAUUAAGUUACUACUUAUACAUAUUCAGGAUCUGGUAAUCCUAAUUUAUGGGAUUCAGUUGAAUAUGGUUCAACAUUGGGUUAAUGGCAUUAUAUUUACUUUGGUUACAGUAGAAGAACCAGAUAUGCUAAUUAUGCUAUUUAUUUAUCAGAGUCAGAAAUGCCUUCCAAUUAAAUACAUGAUGUCCGUCAUUAUCUUGUUCCAUAAAGAAGACUAUAUAUUGGUAAUGAUGGUUUAUAUCCUGCAUUCAAUGGUAAAUUCUAUAAUUGGCGUGUAAAUUCUUGUAUUGGUGAUGUUGCUAUUGAUGUUGUAAAUCCACCAAAGGAUAUUAUAUUUGGAUACAAUCCUUAACCUGAAGUUCCAUAAAUUGAACCAGAAGUAUUACCUGAAGAAGAACCAUUUUGGCCAGAGGAAGAAGAAGAAUAUGUUCCUGCUAAUCCAGAAGAGGUUCCAUUUGAUAUUCCAUCUGAAGAAGAAUCAAUUUGGCCAGAAGAAGAGGAAGAGUUUGUUCCUCCUCCACCAACUUUAAUCCCCGAAGAGGAAUCAUUUUGGCCAGAAGAAGAGGAGGAAUUCAUCCCUGUUCCACCCCCUGAAGUACCUCCUGUUAUUCCAGAUGAAGUAAACCCUGAACCAAUACCUGAACCUUAACCAUAACCAGAACCAGAACCUGCUCCUUCACCCUCACCUAAACCAGCACCAGGUCCAGCUCCUCCUUCUGAACCUUAAGUUCCAGUUGUCUUAGAGUAUUAUAUGUUAUUUAUAUAUAUAAAGAUGUGAAGCAACUAUAGAUGUUACUAAAGAAAACGCUGCUGAUAUUUUAUGUGCUAUCUCAGAAUAUUUAGCUUAAUUAGCAUCUGGUCAUGUUCCUGAAUUAGGUAUCAAUCCAUCAAGAGUAUGUUUCUGCUUGCAAUAUGAUGAUAGUAAUGAUCAAUAAUUAAAAUUAUUAGGUGAAUCAAAUGAGGCAUUUAUGCAAGUUGAAGCCAUUCUUAAAGAAAAUGAUGCAUAUACUAUCAACAAAUUAGUUGGCUAAAGAAGAAUUUGA